AUGGCGGCAUCUAUCAUCACGCCGGGUGAGAUCCCGACAGCAACUCCCGAACAACUCUCGCCCAUCCUUCUGCGACUUCUUGAGUGUCCCAAGGAGCUUCUGCCUGACCUCGCAUCCCAAUCCGCUGCUGCUAUCGCCGAUCUGCCUGAGGACGCACGCCCAGAAUCGUACGAAGGCCUGCUUGAUGUCGCUCGCUUUUGUGUAGAGGAUGAACCCGGAUGGGAGGUGGAUCGUCGCGCCAAGUUCAUCGGUGGUCAUCCAAGGAUCGGCGCGCCUCUGAACGCGCCUACUUCGGAACUCAGCGAGGAGAGUCGCAAGGAACAGAUGAAGGGUGGCCAAGUGGAUCCUGCUACGCUCCAGAGACUUGCCAGACUCAACGCCAUCUACGAGGCCAAGUUCCCCGGUCUGCGCUUCGUCACCUACGUUGCCGGUCGUUCAAGAGCUGCUGUUGCCGAUGAGAUUGCUUCGCUGCUCGGUGACAAGGUCGCGGCACUCAAAGACGCUAACGAACUUUCCCACGAAGAGGUGCGUGCACAAGAGACCGAAGAGUGGCAAGCCGAGCUCAAUCGAGCUUCGGACGCACUCUGGGAAAUCGCCGUCGACCGUGCUGGCAAGUUAACGGCCCAAACAGAAACUGGAGGCGACGGCCAGUCCGCCCAAUCCAAAAAUGAAGACGGUGAGGAUACAACCCCAGCUUCUGAGCCGUCCAAGGCGUCUUCCAGGACCGCGGACGGCCCAGUCGCACAACAAGACAAAACCAUCGGUCAGCAUGUACCCUUCUUAUCACUACCCUCCUUUCGCAUGCUUGUCCUCUCUUCUCCGGUGCUCGAAUCUUUCUUCAAAUCCGACCUCACCGAUUCCUUUUACCUCGAUCCCGUCGAGCGAUCGCAGAGCGGCGGCGCUUACGCUUGGCAUACCGCGCCCAGUCUACCCGGAGCACCAAGGGCAGUGCCCGGAGCAAGCAAGGAGAGCAGCUGGGCAACAAGCGAAGCCACAUAUAGUCGCGACGUCACUACGGGUGCGCGCGGAAAAGUGGUUGGAUUCUUGGGUAACUUGUUAGGCGAGGAGGGAAAAGCAAAGAUGAAUCAGCUGGCGGAUCAGGUCGGUCAGAGGUUACAGACGCACACAGUUACAGGGCCAAGGCCCUCUUUCGGACGUCAUUCGACAUUAGAUGGAGGCCGGAUGGAUACACAGGAGUUGCGAGAUAAGGAGGCCGAGGAGAGGCGCAGAGCGGCUGAGGAGAGAAAAUCGACGCUUGGUAAUCGCUUGUUCAACGCAUUACGUGCGACUGCGCGCACCCCAUCCACACAAGAUCUCAGAGGCGCUGCUGCGUUGGCCGACACAUCAUCACCCUCAGAAUUGCAAGUGGAACGAGGUCGCACCACCGAAAAGCUGGCAUCUUUUGGCACAAUGUCCAAAGAGGACAAGCGUAUCAGUCUGAGAGGAAGCGAUCUAUCGACAGCAGGACCCAAAGCUGCAGCGGAGGCGUUGCGUGCUGCGCAGGAGGCGCUGCUACAAGAACGUCCUGCCUUUGUCAUCGACGAGGUGGGCGAAGACGAGGGCGAAGAGGGGCUCGAGAAUGCGGCCGAUGUAGAAGAGCUCGGCGAUGUGGUAGAGGACGCCCAGGACGCUCAGGAAGCGCAAGGUUUGCUGAGCGGUCUCGAGGCGCAAGCUGCCAAGGAGCUUCGUACGGCGCCUGCUCAAUGA
Messenger RNA from Mycosarcoma maydis (corn smut), 1707 nucleotides. RefSeq lists its product as uncharacterized. NCBI's taxonomy places the organism in Eukaryota, Fungi, Basidiomycota, Ustilaginomycetes, Ustilaginales. The coding region runs from base 1 to 1707 and encodes 568 amino acids. The record is from RefSeq and is a predicted model, not a curated record. The transcript has 2 exons.